This is a messenger RNA of Sturnus vulgaris (Common starling), 5875 nucleotides long. The record is from RefSeq and is a predicted model, not a curated record. NCBI's taxonomy places the organism in Eukaryota, Metazoa, Chordata, Aves, Passeriformes, Sturnidae.
AUUUAGUAGCCUGCAAAUGGGUUAAAUUGAGCAGAGAUUUAUACAGUAGCAGUUCAUUUGUAUAUCACUUGUCCAAAUAUGAUUUAAUUAUUGUGAUUUGGCUGACAUUCAUACAGGAACCAUACAGAGGUCUUGUAGAAUGUGUUAAUCAUAAAAGAAAGUAUUGCAGUGAUUUGUAUCUGCAUGCUCAGAAUGGUGCAGCUAAGAUGAAAAUGUAAUUAUGCAUCAGUAAAAAUAGAGCAUCCCAUUGUUUUACAUAAUUCUGUCUUGGUAUUUUAAUUGCGACUGUGUCUUUGUUGACACUUUAUAUACAAAUAGUUUCCUGUUUAAAUAAUUUACACUGCUUCAAAAACUGAAAAUAUAUGGAUCGUCAAAACUAAUAGGUUACCAUUUCCCCUCUGGAUAUCUUCCAUAUGUCAUUUAAUCCACAGAACUGUAAUCUUGUUAUUGUCUGUACAACUGUGAUCACAUCUGGCUUAGAAAUACAACAUCAUAGUAAUAGCAACUGUACAAAUAAUGGCACUUGGCAAAUCCAGCUGCAGGUCUCCCCCUUAAAUGCUGCCUGUAAGCUCUACAGAGGUAUGAAUUUGUCUGGAGGUUUGUGUACCCUUUAAGAUGAUGAUGUUUUUAGGGCUGGGAAUGUGUUGAGGAGUAACCUGCAAAAGGACCUUUAAUUCUGACCCAUUAACCAAUUGUAAAGCAUUGAUGAUAAUUUUUAAAAAUAGUAAUGUAAUCAUUUGUGUAACUUGUGUGUACUUUGUGUAUUACCAGUACUGUGGUUACUGAAUUGUGUUAAAUUCCUUAAUAAACCCAAAAACUAUUGCAGCAAACAGAGAAAAUCCAACUCUGACUCGUGAACUUAUACUCCACUGGAGCCACUUACCAGUUGUGUGAUAUGUCAAGAAUUCAACAGCACUUGGGCUUGGGAGAUGGAAAAAAAAGGAUACCUAGAAAUGAGUGUUGAAUGCAAACUGGGGAUUCUGAAGUAUCUCUGCGAAUGUCAGUUUGAUGACAAUCUAAAGUUUAAGAAUAUCAUUAACGAGGAGGAUGCUGAUGCCAUGCGUCUGCAGCCCAUUGGUCGGGACAAGGACGGCCUCAUGUACUGGUAUCAGCUGGAUCAAGAGCAUAAUGUCAGAAUGUACAUUGAAGAACAGGAUGACCAGGAUGGAUCCACAUGGAAGUGCAUCGUUAGAAACCGCAAUGAGCUUGCUGAGACCCUUGAGCUCUUGAAAGCACAAAUUGAUCCUGCUCUGUUGAAAAACAACAAUUCUCAGCAGGAGAAUUCAUCACGUGAAAGUCCAAGCAUAGAAGAUGAAGACACCAAAAAGGGUGAAGAAGCAGCUCCACAAGAAAAUCAAUUGAAAAUCAAGGAAGAAAAAGAGGAGGUAGAGGAACAGCCAGUGGAAUCGGAAAGCCUUCCUCCUCCUGUGGUCAAAGAGGACGAAAAUGUGCUUAAAAUUGAGAAAGUGGAAGAAAAAGAAAUUAUAAAAUUGCCAGUAAUAGUGAAAUUAGAGAAACCUUCAGAACACAUUGAAGAAAAGCAAACUGUCAAGGAAGAAAGUGACUCCUUUAAGGAAAAUGUCAAGCCUGUUAAAGUAGAGGUGAAGGAAAACAAAACAGAACCCAAAGACCUAAAAGAAGUAAAAAGCUGUAUGGACAAAAUAGCAGUUCAUGAGCCAGAGAGGUUAGAAUUUUGUGUUAAUGUCAAAACUCCGCAAGAAAUUGUGGAGAAAUCUGUGGAGGAAAGUGAAAAACUUAAAAACGACCAACAGGCAAAAAUACCACUUAAAAAGCGAGAGAUUAAACUGACAGAUGACUAUGACAGUCCAAUAAAAGGGCCCCUGUGUAAAUGUGUUACUCCAACAAAGGAUGUCUUGAAGGAAGAAGGGAAGCCAGAAGAAGAAGCUUUUAAGAGAGUCCCUACCAUUACUGCUUUAUGUCCUGAUGGGAAGGUGCUAGUAAAUGGAGAGGUUAGCUGUGAAAAAAUAACCCCGAGUGUCAUACAAAAUAGUAAGCCAGAACACUCUGCUAGUGCUAUGGAAGACUGCACCUCAUUGAAAGAGAAAAAUGGAAAAAGUGGGGAAAAAGUAUCAGACUCCCUAAAUUCUGUUAGUAAAAUUAUAAAAACGUGUGAGAUUGAGAAAAAUUCAGUAACUGUGCUGAAGGAGAUCGGGGCUGUGGUCUCUGAGGUUUCUAAUCAGAAAGUGCCUUCAAAGGAGGAAUCUAGUCCUGUGGAAAAAGAAUCCCUUCACAGUACAGCUACUGAGACAAUAGCAGAAGAGUCUUCAAACUCUGACGACUGUGCCAAAACAACUGAAGAGAAACAAGCCACUGAUCUCAAAAACGACAGCCUGCCACCACCCAAAGAAUGUUCAGAGAAGCUAGAGAUGUCCCCAAAUGCAUCUGCUCCUGCAGAAUUGCCUAAGCUUGCACUGGCUGAUGAAGAGACUUUGAAAAAUAAAGAUGAGCCUGAGGAGAAAAACAACUCUCCAAAAGCUGCUGAGAUACCUCCUACAUCCACUUCACCUGUUACAGUAGAGAAACCUGUUUCAGAAAAGGAGGAUUCUGAUAGUAAAAUGGUUCUACCUGACGAGAGCAAAGUAGAAGAAAAAUCCAGCCCUGAAAAACAAGAGGAAGAGCCAGAAGCUGCCAAAACAGAGCCAGAUAAAUUAGAUGAUGCCCAUGCAUCUAAUCUAGAGGACUCCUCAGAGAGUAAAAAGGAAUCUCCAGAACCUAAAAGCAAAUUUAAAUAUAAGCUAGUUUCUGAAGAAGAAACCUGUGCCACAGAGAAUAAAGAAAUAACUUCUGAAAGACAAAAAGAAGGAAUUAAAUUAACAAUCAGGAUCUCUAGUCGGAAGAGAAAGACAGAAGCACCACCAGAAGAGGUCAGCAUUGGGCGCACGUUGAGGCGGUCACCAAGAAUUUCCAAGCCUACUCCGAAAGUUGUAGAGACUCGGGAUCAGAAGCCUGAGAAGAAGCGACCUGAAGAGGAAGAGGAGAAACCUGCAGCAGCACAAAAACCAGAACGAAAAGAAGAUAAAAAAAAACAGGAGAAGGAGACAAAUUCUAAAGUUAACAAGAGAAGCAAAGUUCGGUGGACGGGUACACGGACACGUGGCAGGUGGAAAUACUCAAGUAACGAAGAGACUGAGGACUCUGAGAGUGAAAAAAACUCUGAGGAGGAGGAAGAAGAGGAGGAAGAGGAGGAAGAAGAAGCACCACCUGCUGAUGACGAUGAGCCCUGCAAGAAGUGUGGCCUUCCCAAUCAUCCUGAGCUGAUUUUGUUAUGUGACUCUUGUGACAGUGGCUACCACACAGCCUGCCUUCGCCCUCCACUGAUGAUCAUCCCUGACGGAGAGUGGUUCUGCCCGCCCUGCCAGCAUAAAUUACUCUGUGAGAAAUUAGAGGAACAAUUACAAGAUCUGGAUGUUGUCUUGAAAAAGAAGGAGCGUGCAGAACGCAGAAAAGAGCGAUUGGUGUACGUGGGUAUCAGUAUUGAGAACAUCAUUCCACCUCAGGAGCCAGAAAUACCUGAAGGUCAGGAAGAAAAGAAGAAAGAUUCCAAAAAGCCCAAAUCAAAACUUGAAAGGAGAUCUACCAGAACCCGAAAGUGCAUAAGCUACAGGUUUGAUGAAUUUGAUGAGGCAAUUGAUGAGGCAAUUGAAGAUGAUAUCAAGGAGGCUGAUGGAGGAGGCAUUGGCAGAGGCAAAGACAUGUCAAAUAUCACAGGUCACCGUGGAAAAGACAUUUCCACAAUCCUAGAGGAAGAAAGGAAGGAAAACAAGCGACCACAAAGGGCUGCUGCAGCACGACGCAAGAAACGACGGCGACUAAAUGACUUGGAUAGUGAUAGUAACAUGGAUGAAGAAGAGAGUGAGGAUGAAUUCAAGAUCAGCGAUGGAUCUCAGGAUGAGUUUGUUGUAUCAGAGGAAAAUCUGGAUGAAAGUGAAGAUGACCCACCAUCAAACGAGGACAGUGACUCCGAGUUCUGUGCCCGCAUAUCCAGGCGACACCUCUCCAGGCCCAUGAGGCAAAGCAGGCGGUUACGAAGGAAAACAGUCAAGAAAAAAUACUCUGAAGAUGAUGAAGAUGAAGAGUCUGAGGACAAUUCAAGCAGAGAGUCUGAGAGCGGUGAUUACACAGAUUACAGUGAUGAUGAUUACCUGGAAACUAGGAGGAGAAGAUCAAGACGGAAUCAGAAGAGACAAGUUAAUUAUAAGGAAGAUUCAGAAAGUGAUGGCUCACAGAAAAGUGUCCGAUAUGGGAAGGAGUUGAGAAGAGUUCAUAAACGCAGGCUCUCCACUUCAGAUAGUGAAGAGAGCUACACAUCUAAGAACUCUGAAGAUGAUGAAUCCACAAAAGAGUCAAAGCAAUUGAUUCGAAAACGUCGGCGAAGUACAGAUGGCUAUUCCGAGGAAGAAGGAGAGGAUGAGGAGGAAGAAGGAAAGCCUGUCCGCAAACGCCUGAAUCGAAUCGAGACCGACGAGGAAGACACCGGCGAAAACGUGAACGACGACGCAGAAACCCCCACUCCUGCAGUUAAGCUGCCAGCAGCACAAGCCCCCCAAGACAACCCCAAGAAGCACUGCUACCGGAUAGAGAGCGAUGAUGAAGAUGACUUUGAUAAUGUAGGGAAAGUAGAGAGCCCUUUGGACUACAGCCUGGUGGACUUGCCUUCCACCAACGGACAGAGCCCAGGGAAAACCAUUGAGAACUUGAUUGGCAAGCCAAGCGAGAAGACCCAGGCCCCUAAGGACAGCACAGCCAGCCCCAGCCUGGCGCCCAAUGGGACAGGGAGCGGGCAGGAAGCGGUAGGGCCAGAGGAAGAUGAAGAUGAACUUUUGAGAGUGACUGACCUUGUUGAUUACGUCUGUAACAGUGAACAGUUAUAAGACUUCCAUUUUUUGUGCUAAUUUAUUCCACGGUAGCUCAUACCAGCGGGCCAGUUAUUAAAAGCUGUUUUAUUUUUCCUAGAAAAUUCUCCACUACAGUAUCACUUUCUAGAAGCAAGAAUUUCACCAGUCCUGCAGUCUUUCUGUGAAGUGACCAGUUUUGAACUUUGAAGAUUUGCUGUAAAUUCCCUCUCUUACCCCUCCUUCUCCUUCCAAGUCCAUGGUCCUGGGUAAUUUCACUCGCAAAAACCUUAUAACAACAAGAGAUUUGUAUAUUUUUGACUUUAUAUUUCCUGAGUGCAUACAAAUUUGUGGAAAUGGGUGGCCUAAGAAAGCAUUCCAAAUCAGUCAGGGCCCAAACCGGAACUGGGGUGGGUUUGGCUCAAGGGGUGGGGGGACGGGAGGGGGGUGGUGCAGAAGCACUUGUGCUUUAGCUUUUUCAUAUGAGAUAUAUAUUAUAUUUAAAUGUUCACAACUUAGAUUACAACUUAACAGACAGUUAAAAGCAAAAUUAAUGUCUGUACUGUCGCAUUUUGUGAGUUGUAGGUUAACAUACCAUAGCUCAUUUUAGUAAUCAACUUCAUGAAAGCAGUUUGAUUUUAAUACUGGAGGCAAACAGAGUUAUUAGAGGCCAAGAAGGUACCAUAAACAAGAACUCUGCUAUUCAUUAUGACUUGCAGACUUUCCUAAUAAACGUUCUUUAAAGUGUUUGUACAGUGAAGUGUACUGUAAUGAAGUUUUUGACAGCUGAAACACUCUAGCCAUGAAUUUCUAAAGUGAUCUCAUGCACAGUUCAUCAGAUGGCCUUCAAUGCACAGUGUCUAGUGGGAGGACGUAUUGAUGUCAAGUUAGUCUGUAGGCACUGCAAACUUUUACAGACAAAAGAGCCCUGCAGUCGCUGCCUGACCAUGUGAGCUUCAUCACCAGUUGGAGUAUCGUGAACAAAAUGUGUUUGUACAAAUGGCAUUGACCAUAGAAUGACA